Messenger RNA from Penicillium oxalicum, 996 nucleotides. RefSeq names its product NAD(P)-dependent alcohol dehydrogenase. The coding region runs from base 1 to 996 and encodes 331 amino acids. NCBI's taxonomy places the organism in Eukaryota, Fungi, Ascomycota, Eurotiomycetes, Eurotiales, Aspergillaceae. The transcript is spliced from 3 exons. Gene Ontology annotation, molecular function: zinc ion binding; alcohol dehydrogenase (NADP+) activity. The record is from RefSeq and is a predicted model, not a curated record. Gene Ontology annotation, biological process: alcohol metabolic process.
AUGAGCGUCACAUUCGAAGUUUUCCGCGGCUCCAAGGAGGGCAAGAUCGUUGCCGACAAGACCACCCGCACUCUGGGCCCCAACGAGGUCUACAUCGAGACCACCCAUUCCGGUCUUUGCGGCACAGACGAGCACUUCCUGCACUCUGGUCAGGUCCUUGGACACGAGGGUGUCGGUGUUGUGCGCCAGAUCGGCCGUGACGUCACCAACGUCAAGGUUGGUGCUCGUGUUGGAUUCGGAUAUACUCACUAUGUGUGCGGAACCUGCGAGAAGUGCCUGAGCGGCUGGGACCAGUACUGUGAGAACAAGAAGGAGUACGGUACUCACGACCACGAUCUUGGUUCCUUCGGUGAGGGUGUUGUCUGGGAUGCUGGCUGUGUGGUCCCCAUCCCCGACAACUACGACUCCGCUGAUGCAGCUCCUCUGAUGUGCGCUGGCGCCACAGUCUGGACCUGCUUGACCGAGUACGGUGUUCGCCCUACGGAUCGCGUUGGUGUCAUGGGUAUUGGCGGUCUCGGUCACUUGGCCAUCAAGCUGGCCGCUGCCAUGGGCUGCCGCGUGGUCGUCCUGUCCAGCUCUGAAGCUAAGCGCGAAGAGGCUUUCAAGUUCGGUGCCUCCGAGUACCACGUUUUCAAGGCUGGUGAGCAGAUGAAGGACUUCAAGCCUGUGAACCACCUGCUCCUUUGCGGCAGUGCCAGCGUUGACUACCAAUCUCUCAUUCCCUUGAUGGAUGUCCACGGAUCAAUCUACCCCUUGACCGUCGACCUGGCUCCCUCGCCUGUCCCUCUUCUCCACAUGAACCUCAAGGGUGUCCGUGUCCAGGGCUCUCUCGUUGCUUCUCGCCGCAGCCUGCGCUCCUUGGUCAAUUUCUGUGCCGAGAAGAAGAUCACCCCGACCACCAUGACCUUCCCCCUGGAUGUUGAGGGUGUCGAGAAGGCGAUGCAGACCCUCCGUGACGGUAAGAUGCGAUACCGUGGUGUUCUUGUCCGCCAGUGA